Molecule: messenger RNA, 5097 nt
Organism: Acanthaster planci (crown-of-thorns starfish)
Lineage: Eukaryota; Metazoa; Echinodermata; Asteroidea; Valvatida; Acanthasteridae
Gene: slc25a44
Product: solute carrier family 25 member 44
Biological process (GO): transmembrane transport; branched-chain amino acid catabolic process; branched-chain amino acid transport
Cellular component (GO): mitochondrion
Molecular function (GO): branched-chain amino acid transmembrane transporter activity
Source: RefSeq, a predicted model, not a curated record
UCCUGCUAAGGCAUGGAUUUUAAUCUGGCGACAUGAUUUUUCUCUGGUACCCUAUGUUAUCACGCUUACAGAGAAGGGAUGGCGGCGGUGGGGUACUGUGCACGUCUCUGAGAUGACAAUGCAGUACUGGUAACGGAAUGUGGUAUAUUCGUACCGGUAAUCCGCAUGUGGAUGCAGGUGUUCCGUUCAACGUUCAUUCUCUACUAAAGCAGGAUGGUGGAAGGUGGUUCCAAGAAACGGCCCUUCUCAUCGUCAUUCAUCUCAGCAACUUCUGAACGGGUUCCCUGAACAAGGGUCUUGAAGGGGGCCAUGGAGCCGAAGGAACGGCAGAUUCGCAUCCUGGAGUGGGACGACCUAGACAAGCGUAAGUUCUACACCUUUGGCUUCAUGAUGAGCAUGUUCAUCCGUGUCACCAUCUACCCUACCACCUUGAUCAAGACCCGGCUGCAGGUGCAAACCAAGAAUGCCAUGUACUCGGGGACGUGGGAUGCCUUCAAGAAGAUUACCAAGUACGAGGGUGUGCGGGGGCUGUACAAGGGCUUCCUCAUCAACACGUUCACCAUCCUCUCCGGCCAGGUCUACAUCACCACCUACGAGGUCACUCGGCGGGCCUUCGGCAACCAUGCCAGCAACACGACCAAGUCAUUUGUGGGCGGGGCCUGCGCCUCCCUCGUCGCCCAAAGCGUGACCGUGCCCAUCGACAUCAUCUCGCAGCACGUGAUGAUGGAGGGCUCUUCGUUGAGCUUGGAGGCAGGCCGGCGAAAAGUAACGUUCAGAGAUGCUCAGCGAAUCAUUCAUAAUAUAUGGCACAAAGACGGACCCAUUGGAUUCUACAAAGGGUACACAGCUUCCAUAAUGACUUUUAUGCCCAAUAGUGCACUUUGGUGGCCUUUUUAUCAUUUUUAUGCAGGUCACCGGGGGUACCUCCAUUUUAGGGACCUUCAGGAGACUUCUUCAGGAGGAGGGGAUAUCAGGUUUCAAGAAAGGGCUUUCAGCCCGGCUUCUGUCCACCAUUCCGGCUGGCUUUGUCAUCGCCGUCUCCUACGAAACUCUCAAGAGGCUGAGCAUCAAGCCGGAAGUAGCCGACAAGGUCCAGUGGUGAGGUGGGGUGUCGCCUGGCUGCCACUCUGGUAUCAGUGUAUCAGGGAAAAUGUUGUAUGUAUCAAGACUGCCCUCCUGAAAUUAUACGGCCGUAAUUUUCCCCACACAGGUCUUGUUUUUUCUUUAAAUUUUGUUAUUUGUGAAGUAAGAAUUUGAUAAAAAACUUCAGUGUAAUUAGCUACAUUUUCACCAUUCAAAGUUCAACAGCACAGUCUUUUUUUUUUUUGGCCCUAAUAGUGGUGGAAAUGUGACGGCUACUGUUGACUGUUGAAAUUUUGAUGACAUUUUCUUUUCUUUGACGUCAGCGAGGAACCUUUUUCUCACUUAAUGCCUGCUUUUUGGUGGGACGGGCGGCGGCAACUUGGUGGGACGGGCGGCGGCAACUUGGUGGGACAGGCGGCUUUUAUAGCCAGUCCAUGCGAGGUGCUGGCCUCUACUUUGUUCUUGUGACUAGACUGCUGAGGGCGCUGUCUGUAAUCCAGGAUUGAAGCCAAUACAGCAGCCUUGGGAUAGAGCUUGAAUUGCCAAAUACAGAAAGCCCCCCCCCCACAACAACAAAAAAAAAUGCUUUGACAAAAAAUCAUUUCCAUGUGUUUUGCUCAAGAAACGUUAAUGGUGGUAAUAGUAAACCCAAACUGUCAUUUUAUGAAAACCGUACCCCUUAAUCUUUUGGGCAUUUUUGCACGGGUACAUGUACAUUCAGGAACACUGGGUAGAGCCGCAGUAUUAUACAUUCAUCUCUUCGUUUUCUUGUCGAGGGUUGGUCUCUGUGUAAAGGGAUUCUAACAAAGACUGUGAGAAUCAAGAGAAUUUGUAAUAAGCAAUACUAAAUCUGAGAUAGCACAGCAUUCUUAUUGAAAUCAUUCAUUGAAACUAGAAUGAAAUGAAUGACGGGAGUACAUUAGCCUUUCCACUUAACGUGGAAGGCCGGAGUUGGAAAGUUGUCUAAAUUUUCCAUGUUUAUUUUUGGAAACUGAGUUUAUAGUCCACAUGUGAUGAAGUUGCUAUGUGGGUAAAGCUGCAACUGAAGCUACAAUUGUUUGCAAUUACUGUAAUUUUUUUUAGCAAUUUGGGUUUGGAAGUGUGAUAUUGUUUAAAAACUUUGAAGUUUGCCCUGCAUCUAGCCACUGGCAAUAAUUCAUUUUAAUAUCAAUUUUUGAUUCACUCCUUUCAAAAAUUCCUUUCCCUCAAACUGUUGAUCAUAAUUCACAACCAGAAAGGCAUCGUUGAAGAUAAAAGAUUAUAUAGGCUAGAAAAGAAAGCAAAAGUCAAAUUACUUGUUGAAUUGUCCAGUCCGUAAAAGACUCAUGCACUUCAAGAUGCCCAUCAGAAAUGAAAAAUGAAUGCAUUGUUUCUGUCUUCCAGUUAUCGCAUUUAUGACUUAAAAUUGUAAUUCUCAUUCAAAGUGCAUCAAAGUGACUGACACAUGUCCUUUACUUAAAAGUCCUUCCAGUCAAUGUUCGACAUCAUUGUUCCCAUGUCAUUUAGUACCGUGUCAUUUCCUUUUUAUUAUUGAAAUGGAAGUACUAUACUCCUGUCUAUAACCCCAGAGAAUCACUUGCAUUUAUCAGAGACAGACCUACUUAAAAUUGUCGAGGGAGGUCUGAACAGGGAGCAUGGAUGGGGCUUAAUGCACAAAAAUAUCAAAAUUAAAACUAAAUUUCCUCCAAUGAAUUCCUGGUUAAGUCUUCACCAGAUUCUGUGCUCAGAAUUCCAAAUUUCACCGGUGUUAGUCCCACUUUGGUCAGUUUGGUUCCUUGUUCAGCCCUUCCUUGAAAUUUAGCAAUUGUAGUCAUUAGCCACAUGUCCUCACAAGUAUUCUGAUGUCCUCACAUGUCCUCAAGUCUGUCACCACUGACCUGUCACUCACAGCACCAGGGCUACCAACAUUGAGUGAGAGUUUAUCUUUGGCAUGCCGCAAGCUGGUUUCAAACCCCACCCGGUAUCCUUGUACAUGUAUGCAUGGAAAAUGCAUAUGGCAUGGCCGCUGUGAAAGCAGUCAAUCGAAUUGUUUAUUUUCCAUCAGAACAAAGGCUUGCAACCCGGAAACUUUUUUCAUGGCUUGUAUCACAGGAGAGGGCAAAAAAAUGUUGAGCGAGUAACUUGUUUUUUAAAUAUGACUUUUUAAAACUUGUUUUUACUUCUUCAGUGCUUCAGUUUUUAUGUUUUUGAGCUUCAGUAUUCCCAGUCUCGUGUGAGAGCAUGAGUGUAACCUGAAAUUUGUGAGUUUCUCUCACAGUGGGAGAGCUGGCAGGCCAAAAAUGUUAGACUUGUCUCAGGUCACAAAGGGCAAGUGUGAUCAUAGUUAACCAUAGUUUGACUAACGCUGAUCAAACACACACCAUUGGAUGAAGGUUGGACUACCACUGGUUGCCAUAAAUCGUUUUUAAUAGCACAGUGCAGAAAGGACCAGUUACAAGAAAAAUGCCGGAAAAACGACCAUUUUUACUUUUAAUUUUGCCCUUUCUGUAGCCACGUUUUCUCCCUUUCGGCCUAAUGACCUGACACGGUUGACUAGAGUCGUUUGCACUUAUAUUUCACUGCACAUGUGCUAGGUACAUCACUAGUUAACUAGUAGUCCUUGAUCGGACUUGUUCAUUUUUGUUCAAAUGAACCACGACAAAGGCAUUGCUCAUCUACAUGUAGACUUGUGACUAAACUAUACAGUGACGACUCAAACCCAUACCCACAGUACAGUGGGUAUGGGUUUGAGUGGUCACUGACUUGUGACCCACCUGACACAAAGAAGUCAGGCUUUACUGUGCAUUUCAUCAUGAGGCUAUUAAAGUGUGCGGCCCUCCCCUUUUUAUCAAUGUCUCUCUUUUAUCAAUAUCUCUCUGUUUUUCCAACCUACACUCUUCAUUUGGGUUGAGGAUGUGUUACGGUUCUUCACUCAUGUUUUACACAGGCACUCUAUUUUUGAUCGUCUUUUAGUCACUCUGUAGCAGUUCAGCAAGCAAUCACUCAGGACAGGUAGAUUUUCCGCUCAUAGAUAGAGAUUCCAGAUUUUUGGUCCUUCGACCAAAAUAUGCACAACAUCUGGUAACGGUGCACUAGGAAUUUGGUAUCCCUCAUUGCACUGUAUUUACACAAAUUCUUGAUUUUUGUAAUGGUUGUGAUGUCAGAAGUUAUUAAGAAAGUUGCUCUAACAUUCGGAUCGCUAGCAAUGCCUAGCAGGUUAAGAGAUCAGGCAAUGAUUGAUUACACAAACUUUGCCGGUUUUUGUCACCAAAUGAAUUAGUUCCAACAGUUACCUUGAAAGGUUGGUUCAAAAAAUGUUCAGGACAGUUUAUGUUCUGCAUUAUGUUAUAAUGCAGAAUUAUUGACUGAAAACCAGUGCUGGAAAAUUGAUCUCCAUUUUUGUUUAUUUUAUGCAGAAGUGAAGCAAAUUACUUGGUCUUUAAUAUUUUGAAAUGAAACCUUCAGGUCACGAAUGAAACAUUUGCUUGCCGUUUUUUUAAUGGUUUUAGCUAAUUUUACCGUUGUGUUUAAUUGGGGAUUUGUGAUGUUUUUGCUUUCAAUUGUAUAAUCAUUGCUUUGAGGAUUAUUGGUAUGUGUUGUUACUUUCUGAGGUUGUAAAUGGAUUGUGCUGUUUUCAAUAUGCACUUUAUAAUAGGCUUUAAACCUUAUUUGUGGUCAGUGGGGUGGGGGGGGGCUGGCCUAAAGGGAAAUCCCCCACUUUCAACCCCAGCUUCAGAUUCUCUGCUGCACAGUUGAGUAGAGACAGUUUUGCGCCCCUCGGCCACAUUCUGAAACAUUCAGUUCAGCCUCGUUAUUGUAUUUGUUGCGUGGUGCUUUAAUUUCUUAGGAAGGAAAUAGCUUCCUGCCGGGGUGUAUUAGUUUGAGUAAAAUUAUGUGUUUUAAAAUCUCAUUUGACUAGAAGUGCAUUUUGUGUAGGUUUCAAUCAUUCAUGUGCAUAACUUGAGUAAAAUAUGAACGAACUAUAUUUAUAUCUUAAAAUGUUUUAAACAAUGAAUAAAGAGAUUGUAACUGUCA